AUGAGUGUGUUGGCAUAUCCACGUAAAAACGAUGAGGAAAUUUUUCGUCAGUGCACAAAGGAUUGUGGCGUUGUGACGGCCACCGAGGAUUUUCAGUAUUUUGCAUUAUGCUGCAUUUUUUGCAGCGAGAAGUUUCUCUACUUCGAUGCGUUCAUUGGCCACAUGCAAACUGUGCACAUGGAGGAUGCACAGCGCAGCACUGAGGGUCCCAGCCCUGGCAAUAGCUUGCCUUUCACCAUGGGCCAGCCCAUGUCGCUGGGCAUAGCCGAUGGCGAUGACGAGGAGGAGGCACAUCAUGGCUAUGGCAACGGUGGCAUGCACCAGUUUGAUGAGAUCGAAGACUUGACCGAUGCAGACACUGCCCUGCUGGAGCCCCAAAUGGUUAUCAAACAGGAGCUGCAAGAGCUCGAAAGCAGCGACAACGAGGAUGAGGACGAUAACCUGGCGGUGCCCGAUGACAAUGACAACGAUGAUGUCGACGACGAAACCGAAGCUAUACUGCCCGAAAGCGACAUACCCACAGCCAGCGCCAGGUCACGCAUGAAACUGACGCAGCCACCGCCGCCAUAUUCAGCCAGGCGUAGUGUCCACAGAUUGGCUGUUAAGAACGAGCCGCUGGCAGCCGACGCGGAUGACUCCAUGGAUGAAUAUGCCGAUGGCGAACAAAGCUAUAUGGACGACAAUUCCGGCGAGUAUCCAGACUACAGCAGCAGCAGCUACAAUGCACAGAGCAGCAAUCCGCUUGGCGGUGAAUCCGAUUUCCUGAGCUAUGAUGAAAUGGUCGAAGAAUCGCUGAUUGGUCGCGAUCGGGAGCUAACCAUGCACAUCAAGGAUCGCAAGAUGAUACAAUUCCUGAUACACUCGUACAAGCGCAAUCCAUUCCUCUGGGAUCACAGUCACGCCCAGUUCCGGGAUCGCAUUAAGCGUGCACGCUUCCUUGACUGGAUUGUCCUCGAGUUCAAAAACCGUUUCAAUAUCUCUUUGGCCAAGGAUGCCAUCACACGCAAAUGGGAUAAUCUGCGCACCGUCUACAAACGCGAAUGCAAUCGCAUGGCCCUCGAAAAGACAAACAUCAGCACGCUGUGGUAUUUCAAGGAGUUGCACUUUCUCAACGAGGUCUAUAGCUACAAUUCAAAGAUGUCCGAUGCCGUUGUUAAGGAAACAUCUUAUAGACGUCGCUUUUCGGCCAUUUGGAAUGACACGUCCACCGCCAAGCUGUUGGUCAUGGUGAAGCGGUAUCAGUGCUUUUACAAUCGUUUCGAUCCCGACUAUCGCAGCAAGGAGCGUCGCGGCGAGGGCCUGCAACAGAUGGCGAUGGAGCUGCAGCAGUUAAUUGAUGUGACCACCAUACAGAUAUCGAAGCGAAUCUCUCAGCUGCGUUUCGAUUAUUCGAAACAGAAAAUGGAGCGCCUGAAUGCGGAACGCCUGGGUCGAAAAUUUAUACCCAACUACAUAUAUUACGAUCAGAUGAGCUUCAUGGACGAUGAUAUACCGCCAUUCAAAUGCCAGCAUUGCGGCGAAAUUGUGCAAACGCUGCGCGAACUGGACCUGCACAUGCUCAGCCAUCAGCCGAGCCUAGGCGGCGGCUACUAUUGCAACGUGUGCAACAUACAGUUCAAUAAUGCGGAUGAGUUUGAGAAUCACAAACAAUUGCAUUUGGGCGCCGGCAAUGAGGUCAAAUACAAUUGUGAAUUGUGCACCGCCAGCUUUCGGGAAAAGUCAAACUAUGAUGAGCAUUUGCGUCGACACAACGAUGAGCUUUUCCUGCCGACACUGGCCCUGAAUCACAGCAUACUCGACAGCGCCAGCGGUGAGGCUGACGUUGCUGCUGGCGUUGACACAUCAGCUGCUGCUGGUUCUGGCGCCGGCGAUGAGGAGGAUAUGUUUCCACCGGACGGUCCCAAGCCGUUCGGCUGUGAGGUGUGCCAUCGGACAUUCGCGACGCCGGGCCAUCUGAAUGCGCAUCGGAUUGUGCAUCAGGAUGAGCGGGAGCGUUGCUACAAGUGCGACUAUCCGCAGUGCAGUAAAUCGUUUGUGUCGCGGCACAGCCUGUUCGAUCAUCUGAAGCAACAUUAUAGCAACGAGGAGUUCAAAUGCGAUAUCUGUGGCAAGAUCUUCAAGUCCACCAAGAAUCUGCAGAACCACAAGCAAAUCCACGAUAAAGUCAAGCGCUACGUCUGCCAGAUAUGCGGCUCGGCAUUCGCCCAGGCCGCUGGCCUUUACCUGCACAAGCGUCGUCACAAUCGUCCCAAUGGCACCACCGGCGCCGUUGGGGGACGCUCCAGCCGCACCACGCUGUGAGCGGUCCGUACGCUAAUCCUGACUCCAUCAUUUGCCUGAAUAGACACAGACACACACACACACACAAACACACACACAGAGAUACGCGAACAGUUCUAAAUUAUUGCAAUGUCCUCCAAUGCCAAUGUGCGGCAGCUAUUUUAAAAGCCUUUUAAUGUAUUUAAUUAAUUUUAUUUGUAUUAUUAUAGAAUUCGUUUACUAUUAAUAAUUUUAUUAUUUUGAAUUAUAUAUAUAUAUAAAUAUAUAUAUAUAUAUAUUAAUUUUUUUUUUUUUUUUGUUAACCCAUUCACAUUUGUACUUAAGUUUAAAAGUAUUUACAAAUUGUCCGUAACUAAGCCAAGAACUUUAAUAGAUCUAAGACACACAAACUAUAUCUUAUAUAUAUACAUAUAUAAAUAUAUAUAUAUAUAUAUAUAUAUGUAUGUAUAUAUAUUUGGGCAUCUGCCGUCUCGCUCGCACGGCAGCUGGAGUGCUCGUUUUGGUGGCAAUGUCAACAAAUUGAAUGCAAACAAUAUUUUUUUGUCAUAUAAAAUGUAUACAAACUAUAUUUAUAUAUAUAUAUGAAACGAUAUGAAAUGAACAAUGCAAAAGACAUUUCCCCCAAAAUGCGCAAAAUGGUGACUAAACAGAUCUUCGACGAGGCAACGAGGCAAACACAUUCCACACUAGUUAAAUGAUAAAUAAGUGUCAAAAAAACGUAAAACAAAAAACAAAAAAUAACAAGUAUUUCUUAAAGUAUUCUAUGUACAAUUAUGUAUGCAUACAAUCUAUAUUUAUUUAAAAUGCGUGUGCGAGUCGCGAAAACAAAACAAAACAAAAACAAAAAAGAAAAGAAAAUGGAAAGAAACGGAAAAAGAAAUUGUAACUGGAGUUGCGCAUGCGCAGGGCCAUUUAAUUGAAACAACAACAACAACAAAAACAACAACAACAAAAACAAAAUCAUGAAAAACAGCAACAAUAACAAUAACAGUUACUAAGCUCAGCACUAUUGCAUUAACAUAAUUAUAAUACAUCCAACUAGUUUUAGUUAACAACAUAAACGACUGAAUCUGAAAAAAUA
Messenger RNA from Drosophila virilis, 3361 nucleotides. RefSeq lists its product as uncharacterized. Gene Ontology annotation, cellular component: nucleoplasm. Gene Ontology annotation, molecular function: RNA polymerase II cis-regulatory region sequence-specific DNA binding; DNA-binding transcription repressor activity, RNA polymerase II-specific. Gene Ontology annotation, biological process: regulation of transcription by RNA polymerase II. Lineage: Eukaryota; Metazoa; Arthropoda; Insecta; Diptera; Drosophilidae. The record is from RefSeq and is a predicted model, not a curated record.